Funneliformis geosporum is the source of this 460-nucleotide messenger RNA. The record is from the annotation of a GenBank genome assembly. Lineage: Eukaryota; Fungi; Glomeromycota; Glomeromycetes; Glomerales; Glomeraceae.
AUGUCUACCACCGAUAAUAGCGAUAUUAUAAGCCUUAACCUCCGUUUCCGUAAUAGUCAAAAUAGAAAUGUAAUUUUCGUGAUCGAGGUUUCCAAGAACGACCUUGUCUCUGUUAUUGCGGAUAGAGUUAGGGGCAUAUUAGCGCCUCAUCUUCCAGUCCGUCCUCAUAACUUUCAUCUUCAACAAAUUUAUCCAACCAGUAUACAAAGAAGACUAGACCAGCAAAAGUUUAGCUUCACGGACUUCAAGUUUAAGGGCAUACUAGGUGAAGGACGAAGUGGAAAAACGCUCUUGUGCGAAUUUCGUGGUGAUAUGAUCGCUUUGAAGAGUGUAGACUUAUCGAAGGCCCCAUCGUAUGUCCUGGAAGAAAUGCAAAAAGAAGUCGAGAUUUAUAAAGAUCUAGCUGAUAUUCAAGGCAAGUAUAUCCCAAAACUGGUCUGUUAUGGAUAUUAUGGAGGAG